This is a messenger RNA of Ostrinia nubilalis (European corn borer), 6264 nucleotides long. RefSeq lists its product as uncharacterized. The record is from RefSeq and is a predicted model, not a curated record. Lineage: Eukaryota; Metazoa; Arthropoda; Insecta; Lepidoptera; Crambidae. The transcript is spliced from 9 exons. The coding region runs from base 44 to 1858 and encodes 604 amino acids.
AUUCUUUGCUUUUCUCUCAUUAUUUUUUCUUCUUCGUACAAAAAUGAGUGUUCUCAAAGAAUUUAUGCAAAGUUUUCGAAAAUCAUCGUUUAAAGAAGUUUUUAUUAUAUUGAAUGUUGAUAUAUUUCCUCAAGUUACAAAUUACAUAAACCUGAUAGAAAAUAUAAAGUUCGAAGAUGGCUCUUACCAUACAUAUUUCGGAGAGGUUAAAAAAGUGAUCAAUGGCUUUCUCACUUAUUAUAAAUUCGUUAUAGACGACGUUAUACAGGAAGCCGACAAAUGCACAAAUGUUAUGAAUCGUAACGAACUGUUGGUGCUAAUAGAUAGAACUAUUGAUAUCCACCAGUCUCGACAUAUUUUUUUUGGUAGAGAAUAUUUACCUGUUCAUACUGCAGCUGAAAAACAGUCGUAUGAAGAAAUGGAACAACUGUUUCAGCAGUACAUGGAAAAGCUGCUGGAAUUAAAAAACAAUAUAGAAAGACUGGACAAACAGGAAAAAGUUGACGAUUUCAUUAAGGAUCAUUUUAAAAUGUCCAUCAAAGGGACUCAUGAACUAUUUGAGCUGACGCACACAUAUUUGGCACUGUUGCUAGCUGACCGAAUCAACCAAAUCCGCGUGAGCGUCGAGGAGAUCCACUUACGAGCGCGGAACAACCUGCGCAAGAUACAAGCGGAGUGCGGCGAGAAACUGAACGCUUUGCUGCAGCAGCUGUAUGAUAGGAACAAGAGCCUGCUGCAAGUCAACCGCCAGCACCGCAAGUGUUCCGUCGCCGUUGCUGAAGCUAGUCGCAGUAUAGACCGCAUCCGCUCCAAGAUCGAAGAGUAUUCCUAUGACCCGCCCAUCUCCCGGCUGGAAGAAGAAGUCGCGUACUGGGAGGACCGCGUCAACGAGUUCCACCAGAUUGCGGGGAAACUGGUGAUGCUUAAGAAGGAGCAAGCAGACGUCAUAAAGCAGGAAGAGAUCUAUCAAUCUAUGAAAACAACUGAGCUUCCCGGAUCGAAACGUAUUUGCUGGUGGACCAUGGGCAAAAACUUCGCACAAAGAAAGGAAUACCUAAAAGAUAGAAUCUUGGAGGCUGCCAGACCUUUGAUGUCUUAUUUCUCUAUUCGAGGAACCGACCGCCUUUUUUACACGGACAACAUCGGCUCCUAUUACGUGGACGAGUAUAACCACCAAGUCUACGUGUUUGAUUACGGGAUGGGCAUUUACCAUCUCAACUGCGAAGGCGAUUUCAGAGAGGUGUCAGACAAAGACGUCCACUACUUCGACACUCGCGGCCGCUACGUUCUCGACUCCGAAGGGCAGAAGGUGUACCAAUGUGCGCCCUGCACUAGUACCUACAAGCUGUGCAGCUCUGAUCUCCUGAAGAAGACCACGAAGGACUGCGGACAUUCUGAGAAGAUGAACAAGAAGUGCCGGAUGACUAUUAAAGACCCGAGGAGCGGCGAGAUACUGCCUGAUGUGGAGAAUGUUGAUAUCAAAAGUUCUCUGGACUCUGAAGUGGUGCGUUACCUCUGGGACAGCUUCGGGCAUGUACUGCCGUUUGCCCUGCACGACGUGGGACGCGAUCGCACUAAGAACCCCAUACAGCAUCUGGCGCAUAAGCUGUUAUAUCACAAGUAUAAUAAAACAAUUUCUGAACUCGAGAAAAAGAAGAAAGAAGCCCAAGAUUAUCGCGCCAAAAUAUUCCAAGACAGGAAAGAUAAAGCAAUCGCGGCCAGCAAGGCGUGGAAGGCCAAGCAAGUGCCACGCAGCAAGCCUGAGGAGUCCUACGACGACUCCGACCAAAGGGCCCACGACGCGCAGGCGACGACGCAGAUAUUCCUCACCUCUUUGCAGUACAUGAACUACGACUGACUUGAAUUGUAAUUUUUACAAGCUUAUUUUAAUAUUGUACAAUGUUCCGUUAAUAAAUAUUACUCAUUUAAAUAACACCAGUUUGAUUUUAUAAAAUUUUAUAGAUAUCCGGCUCGAAGGACCACAAAAAUGUCUACUUUAAAACACCAUCAAGUAUUGUAAAUAUUUAUUCUUACACACCUAAAAUCUCUGAACUACCGGCCCAAAUUGGGGAUGCUUGAAUAUUUGACGGGAUUUAAAAAUUGUGUACUUUCCAUUAGGAUUGACACUGCUCAAAAAAUACAUCCCCAAGUGUUUGAAAAGGGUGCCCAACCCGAAUCCAUGAAUAAUAAAAACUUUUAACACAUUUUUUCCAGCAAUCAUGUGCUUGAUAUAACUCUUCCAAAUGCACUGACUCCGGAUUUUGUAUAAAUAAAGGCAGGUGAACAAGGGCUCAUGUGAAUUCUAGUUGAGCACCCUUUUAUUCUAUUUUUCUAGAACAUCGAAAGCCCUGUACGAACUAACAACGAACAACCAUCAUUGAUUGCUACAUCUUGUCUUUCUGUAAACUAUUAUGAAAAUGUUAGUAUAGCCUGACCAGGAACAUAAAAACCCUGGCAUAGAGGCGCGUCAAUUGCAUUUGAUAGUGCAACACUGAGUACAGUCGUACCUGUGUUAAAUUAAUAGGCUAACUUUAUGUAUCAGGAUUUAGGAUUACGGGCUAAUUUGAUAUUUUCAUGAAUUAACGAAAAAAUAUUAUUAUAGGUAACCUGGUUUAAAUAAAUUAAAUGAAAACAUCAAUCGAGCUAGUAGGAUUUAUUUUAUUAUUCAUCAAUAAUCAAAUUCAGAACUUGAGUAUUCAACUGCAAUGUCUGCUCAUGAACGCUUCAAACUCGGCACUUCUUUCCCAAUUCCAUAAAAUUCAACACUUAGAAAGUGACAAAAAACUUUAAAAUAGGUAGUUGAAACAAAACACAGCUAAUUUUCAUAGUGGACUGUACUAUACGAUAAACAUGUCAGUCAAUUUGACACCCUUGUCGGAAAAAAUAUUCAAUGAAAAUAUUGUCCGAACCCUUAGUAUUUCUCUUCGACAAAUACUUUAACACAUUGUGAACCACUUUUCUUUCACGACUAUAAAAAGAUUUUAGCAAUUUAAUUCACAAAAUCAAUUGCGCACAUUUAAAAUAAAGUUUGUUUACACUUUGACAGCAAUAGACUGACAUGCAAGGUGACAUGCCAAUGAAGUUUUCAGUUACUGUUGCCAUUAAAAGAAAUUAGUACCAUUAAUUUUCCGCAACAUGGCGAGGGUUUUUAUGUUCCUGGUCAGGCUAUAUGUAUAAAGUGACUGUAAUGUAAUAUUCAGCAGCAAAUAAAUAAUUUUAGUUAUUGAUGUGAUACGAGUAAGUUAUAGACUGCUCUAACUGUUUGAUACUUGCUUGUGAUCAUCAAGGAAGGCUUUAAAAAUAAAUUUGAAAGCUAAAACCCAAUGUUAACAACUUAAUAGAUAACUGAAACCCUAGAUAAAGUAGACAGAUAUUACUGUGACAGAUUUUUAACUUUGUCUAAGGCCCAGAACACACGGUGAAACGCAAUGAAGAAUGUUCACUAAUUUUGUUUUUUAGCUUUCUGUAUUCUCUGUUAAAAAUAAAAAAUACACGUGAAAGAAUUAUUUCGAUACGUCAAUUAGUUUCCAAGAUAUUGAAUUUUAAAAGUGCGGGCGGCGGCCGGCCCGCCAUUUUAUGCGCGUGACGUCAUAUUACAACGACUGGCUCAUAUUUGUAUGGGUGGAAUCUUGCAAACUGAAUUAAGACCCACUUCCAGGCAACCGAUUAAGCUGAAAUUUCGCAAAAACAUGUGAUUUGGAUGACCAUGCAAUAUUAUGAUGACAUGGAGCUGAUCUGAUGAUGGAGCUGGAAGGUGGCCAUAGGAACUCUAUAAUAAAACGACUUAAAUGCAUCGAGUUUGGGCUCGUUCGUUUUGUAUUGAUGAGUAUUUUAAUUCUAUAUAGUAAUCGGGGUCUAAUGAUGGAGCUGGAAGGUAAUUCGCAAUAAAACGACACAAUCGCAACAAGUUUGGGUUUGGUUCAAUUUUAAUUUCUGUGAUGGGUCUGGGUGUUAAUAUGUAUAAUAAGUUUGUAUUUACAAAAAAAAAUUAUUUAAGUAUGUUUAUAUCCGUUUUCUAGUGAGCGGACGCUGUGAAUGUACGUCACACGGGGUCACGUGACCGUCGGCGGGACUCAAUAUUUAAGCGAACUUUGAAUGCCUAUAAAAUCAUAACUACUGGGUAUUUUUGAAUGAAAUAAAAACUAAUGUAUUUGUAAAUGUAAAAGCUUAACUGUAACAUAGGUUUCAAGUGAUUUUGCAUACCUAGUAACAUUCUCAAUUGCAACGAAACUGCAACUUCUAGUUACUUUUGAGUUGCAUCUAAGUUUCUGCCAUAGAUUCCGUUGAGAAACCACACAUGACAGGACGACCAGUUUGAAACCGGUUUGAAAUGGAACCAGAAACUUAGAUGCAACUCAAAAGUAACUAGAAGUUGCAGUUUCGUUGCAAUUGCGUUUCACCGUGUGUUCUGGGCCUAAGGGGGAAGGGCAAUUAGUUUCAUCGAUUUAUAUUAAAAGGAACAUAAAAACAAUAAAAUCAACGUUAGUAAAGGUACAGGUAUUUAUUGUUCAAGCGUCUACUGGAUAAUAACGAGACACACUGUAAGACGACGUCGACUUCCGACCGAAAGCAAAAUUAUAAUAAAAAACAACCUACAUUAUUAUUCUGGUGGAUAUAAAAUGAUUCCAAUUAAACCCACUGCCAGUAUUUGGUACAUAAACAAAAACGAACUAUCUAAACUAAACCUAAAUAGCACUAUGUAUGAAACAAAUCAAUUUGUAAAAAGCAGUGUUGCCAGAAUUACAAAUAAAAUACAAAUAAAUAGAUAAUAGUUUGCUCUGCAAUGGGUCAGACAAUAUUUGUAACUGAAAUGGUGAUAUCCAAUCUGACACUUGUAUAUUUUAAUAAUUAAAAUGGAUUAAACCGAUGAGAUGAAAUACUAUGACACAGAUGUUUUAUUCUACAUGCAUAUCGUAUAUCUGUGAUGGGUUCUAUCGUAAUACAAUAAUAUUAUAUCACUUUAGAUAUUACCUAGAGCUUACUUAAUUUUACAAAGCCAAUAAAUGUCGCAGUAUAAAAAAGAAAAUCUUUCAAAUAGUAGAAAACAUCUCCUGUCAUAGUCAAGAUAAUAUUAUGUUGGGAAAACAACACUAUAGAUUUAACUUUGGAAAUGAAGACUACAAUAUUAUAAUAGGUGAAGUUAUUUUCCGCAUAUACACUAAUUCGCUCGAACAGGUACAAAAAGUAUAUAUUUCUUUUUAUUCACUCUUAUAUACAAGAGGAAAGAGACCAACCAUAAAACGUGUACGAUUUUACAGUAAAAUUACUAAGAAAAAGUCAUAGCCUUGCCCCAUGUUAUGUUUUUAAAUGUUAUGACACAAUUUAAAAUGCAAGUACCUUUAUCAUGAGUUUGAUGUUUUCAAUACACGCCACGUUUGAUGGUCGGCCCGUAAAUAAAGUCUUUGUCAUUAAGUAAGAUUGUUAUUAGUUCUUAUAAAUUUGGUAACAAUAGUGCUAAUAUGAUAUAUUGGAUUUCAGACUACUCGAUAACUUUGUACGGUUAUAGUACAACUCCCUAAAACAAUUUAGAUUUCCAAACACUGCUCGACAUCAGUACUCACUAAUACCGAAGCAAAUUAAAAGCGAAUUUCUAACAAAAUUAUGAAAACAAAAAAUAGCUCGAAAUUAAAAUUUUAGAAGCGAAAAUUAAACCUACUCAUUUCAUAACACGAAAAAUUAAUAAUUUUGAACAUUAAAAAAUCUUUACGGGUAUCCAAAUCCCAUUAAAAUGUUUUCUGUGUAGUUUACAAAUAUAAGUUUACAGUUACUGGUGUCUUUCAGAAUUUGGCAACUGAACUUACACUUGUACAUUUAUUAGAAUUACAGCUAUUAAUGUUGUAGUAUAGAAAUAUGUACAAAAAGAAACUACGAAUAUAAUUGAGAACUCUGUCAAUAUCAUGGAAUAUAACCGAUGUAUUUAUUAGGCUUUUACGUGAAAACGAUGAACAUUUUAGAUACCAAUGUCAAGAUUUACUCGAUAGUAACACUAAUGCGACUGGCCACUUCGAAUCCAUAGACUUGAAAUCAAGACGAUAGAAAACAAGGUUUUGCAGUUACUAUAGUACGAAGACAUUUUUAACAAUAUUUUUACUCGAGUCUCUAUAUUACACAUCUAAUAUUAUGACAUUCAUAAAGGGCCAAUGAAAACACGAAAAAUUAAAAAUCUAAACUACAAAAUAAAAUUGUGAACCGGCCAAAUGAAACACCCGUUUAAUUCUGUACAAACGCUUCGAGACGCGAGGAGCCGUCAGUUGCGCGACGGCA